Drosophila navojoa is the source of this 2368-nucleotide messenger RNA. RefSeq names its product Cuticular protein 50Ca (gene Cpr50Ca). NCBI's taxonomy places the organism in Eukaryota, Metazoa, Arthropoda, Insecta, Diptera, Drosophilidae. Gene Ontology annotation, cellular component: extracellular matrix. The record is from RefSeq and is a predicted model, not a curated record.
AUGGCUCUCGUCUGCCUGGUGCUGCUGCUCGCCCUGAGCUUAUCUUCGGCUGCACCCACAGAAAACUGGCAGCGUUUUCCCUCCCUCGACACAUUUGCCAGCUAUGAGGACAUGCAGCGUUACUUUGAUAAGCGCAACUUGCGCAGCAUGCGACACAUAGACAACCCGACGGACGACAGCUACCUGGCCGCCUUCAAUCAGUAUAACGAGCAGCCAGCGAGUACCGCCCCGUUGGCGCACUCCCGCCCUAAGCGCGAGGAGCGUCAGCUGCCGACGGCGCCACGCAUGCUGCGCUUUGAGCUGAGCGACGCAGUGGAACCCAGCCAGGAGGUGAAAGAGCUUGUGCGCCAGCAUCGGGAUCGUUCCCUCAAGGCAGCAACCCCACCCAGUAGCACGACUAAGCCGCCCACAGGCAACGCAGCUAAUAACAAGAAAUCACGUAAGCCCCGUCGGUCGAGGCGAUCGGCCGGGCAUCGGCAGCCGGCCAACUUUAAGGUGCAAAUGAUACCCUUCGAGGCCUCCGAUGCACGGGAACCGGACACAAUUACCGCUCAGCUAAUUAGCCGCGGUAGAGCCUUGGAUGUGCAACGACAGCCAGCUGCCGCAGCAGCAGAGAAGCCAGCAGCGAAAUCGCAGCGCAAGCAGGCGCGGAAGACAAAGCGCUCCAAGCGCUCGGCACCGCUGCAGGUGCUCAAGUUCGAGCUGUCAGAUGCAAAGACAUCGCUGCCAGCCGCACUGCAGCGCAGCGGGAAGCAGCUGUCCGGCUUGCUGACCAUGGAGACCCAAGCGAUGCCAGCGAAUCAAAGCCAAAUGCAGAUGCUCAGCACGCAGCAAACGCGCGUGGACGAUAACAUGGUGCUGUCGGGGGAGACGGCAGCCGAGUCGAAGCGCAUGUACAUCUACAAGGAGGCGCCCGCCAGCCACCUCAAGACGAAGAAGUCCCUGAGCGCCCUGCCGCACGAGGUGCAGAAGGUCAUCUCGCACCUGAUCAAGGACGGCAAUGGGGGCAAGGCGUACAUCAAGUACCUGACGCCCCAGAAGAUCGACUACGAGCACUACAAGGCCAAGACCGUCUCGUAUGUGCCCAAGCCAGCGGCCUACGUCAAGUAUGUGACCGCCAAGCAGGCGGAGCCACAGGUGUCUCAGGUGUCGCAGGUGCCUCAGGUGCAGGUGCACAUACAGCCCGUGCCCGUUGUGGAGCAGCUGCGCUACGUCUACAAGCCCAGCUAUGCCGCGCCCUCGAUACCACAGCCCAUUGUGGUGCAGGAGCAAGCGCCGGUGGAGCAGGUGCAUCACACAUACAGCGCGGAGGUGCCUCAGCCGGCUGCCGAGGCGCAGCUGCAGCACGUGGCCACCAGCGUGGCGGAGCCACAGUUCCGACCCUCGAAGCCAGACCCGCUGCAGCUGGAGUCCAGCCCCAUCUAUGGCCGGCCCAUUGAGCAGUACAACUAUGAGAUUCAGGCUGAGCCAAGCCACGCCACGUCGCCGCUCAUCAAGAUCGAGUACCUGGCACCCGCGGAUAGCGUUAAGGAGCACUACAAGCAGUCGGCCGAGUUUCGCGAGCUGUCCACACUGAUGGGCAAAUCGCCCGACGACCAAAUCCACGGCCUCACCUACCUGCUGGCCAAGGAGAUGCAGGCCAAGCUGCAGCGCCAGCCCAAGCAGCUGCUUACUCCGGAUCCCCGCCCCCAGGACAGCACUGCGCCCAUACUCUUCCAUCCCGGGCAGACUCAACAACAACAACAACAGCAAGCGGCGCCAGCUCCUGCUCUGUCCGCAGCAGAGCACGGCUCGCUGGGCGUUCAGCCAGGUCGCCUGAUUGGCAUGGCCAAGACCAAGCAGUAUGUGCCCAUCGUGGAGCCGGGCAACAAUGAUGUCAAGCAGCUGCCCCUCGCUCCGAGCACCGCUGCCAGCAAGCUGCACACGGCCAGCUCCUUCAUCGACUUCAGCCACGGCCACGGCCUCUCGCACGGCUACGAAGGCAUCCGCGACGAGCAGCCCGUGACCACAAUCGCGCACAUUGUGCACCACCCACCUCAUGCUCACCAGCAGGCUGGCCUGGCCACAUCUCUGCCAGCUCAGCUAGAGGCCGAGCACACGGCCAACGGACUGCACUAUGUGCACCACCAAGACGACAAAGCGCUGAAUCAGUACGCCUCAAAGUAUGCCUUCGGUUAUCGCAUACGUGAUUUCCAUACCGGCAACGAUUUUGGCCACAAGCAGAAUAGGGAUUUGCAUGGCGUGACACGCGGUCAAUAUCACAUUUUAUUGCCAGAUGGACGCGUCCAGAACGUGAUUUAUCAUGCAGACGAUACGGGCUUCCAUGCGGACGUUAGCUUCGAGAGCGGCACAACCACGCACUGAGCAC